Trematomus bernacchii (emerald rockcod) is the source of this 1282-nucleotide messenger RNA. RefSeq lists its product as uncharacterized. Bases 121 to 993 code for a protein of 290 amino acids. The transcript is spliced from 2 exons. The record is from RefSeq and is a predicted model, not a curated record. Lineage: Eukaryota; Metazoa; Chordata; Actinopteri; Perciformes; Nototheniidae.
CCACAGCAUCUCAGUUCUCUAUAUAUAUGCAGCUGACCUGUGGUCAGUACAACAGACUUCAGCACACCAGUUGACUUCUUACUGCCUAUCAUUCGCUGUCAGCACACACACGAACCCACAAUGAGCUGCUACAUCUCAGAGCUUGAUGUGUCCCUGAAUGAAGCUGAGGAGGGAGAGCUUACAAAUAGAGGCUUCAAGAAAAUCAAUAUUGAUCUGAACAAAGGAUCAGGAGGAAAUUUCAUCUAUCUUUGGUACAAAAAUGGAUCAGAGGCGAUCACCAAGGUUCAAGUUUCCUUCAAUGAUGAGAUGGCUGAUGGUUUGACCAAAGCAUGCUACACAAAGAUCGACAAAGAUCUCAAUGCUGGAGCAGGAGGUAGUCCCCUCUACCUUUGGUUCUUCAAAGGGUCCGGAGAGUUUGAUACUCCCAUAGUGGACAUUAGUGUCACUACAGAUGCAGCCAAUGAAGCUGAAAAGUUUGCAAGUGGUUGGCAGAGAGUGGCCUGUGAUCUGAACCGCGGGGCUGGGGGGAACUGGAUCCACUUGUGGCUGAAGAGAGAGAAACAAACCUACAUCUGUGAUGUCGAUGCCACUGAUUCCUACGGAUCAGACAUGGACCUCUUUCAGAAUGGCUACAUCCGUGUGGAUGAAGAUACUAACAGAGGUGCAGGAGGAGCCUAUGUCUUCAUCUGGUACCGUCAGACCACCGACCCCGAGAAGGCACUCGAAAAUCUGCAAGUCUCCAUCACUGAGGAUCAGUAUCUGGAAUAUCAGCAGCAAAAUUACCAGUCAGUGGAUGUUGACCUGAACAAAGGGACCGGAGGUAACAAAGUGAUCCUGUGGUACAAGAAAAGAUCCAACCCAAUAAAGGCCAUCGGCCUGCUUGUCAACCAAGAUGCGGUUAAAGAAUAUCCGGAGGCUGGUAUCAAACUUAUCAUGGGCAAUCUCAACGCGGGCAACAAGGGCAACGUUGAGCACCUGUAUUUCUAUCAGUAAAGUCAGAGCUGAGAGUUCUCAACACUCACUGAAGUGGAACGCAUCUUACCAUUUUGUUAAAUCAUUCGGUGAUGGCCACUUUCUUUUCCUUUUUAAAUCAGUGCUACUAGUAAUAAUACAAAGUAUGAAUAUAUCAUGCGUUCUUCUGUUAAUCUCCCUGUCAAUGAAAUCAAACUAUUCCAAAUGUCUGUUUUUCAAAUAUAAUCUGAACGAAUGAUUAAAUCUUAAGGCACUGUUUCACUUAUUCUGCACAUGUCUGCUCUCAAUAAAGAAACCUUUGCAUGUGAAA